This is a messenger RNA of Chenopodium quinoa (quinoa), 2900 nucleotides long. RefSeq lists its product as uncharacterized. The transcript has 9 exons. The record is from RefSeq and is a predicted model, not a curated record. Lineage: Eukaryota; Viridiplantae; Streptophyta; Magnoliopsida; Caryophyllales; Amaranthaceae. Bases 866 to 2038 code for a protein of 390 amino acids. Gene Ontology annotation, biological process: RNA methylation. Gene Ontology annotation, molecular function: methyltransferase activity.
UAAGGAGGUGUUUGGUUCAAGCAUAUUAGGUAUAAGGUAUGAGUUUGGAAUGACCAAAACCUAUACCUUAUGUUUGUUUCUAGAAAUUUCAUUUUCAAACCCAUAUUUCAAACCCCCAAGGUAUGAGUUUUUGAAACCCAAGAGGGGAGGUGGGUAUGGCUCAUACGGUCUUACCCAUACCUUUAGUUUAAAAUUAAAAGGAAAACUAUCAUUCCUAGAUAAAAACCAAACGCAUGAAAUCAAGUAUCAAGUUCCAACCUCAUACCACCCAGAUUUCAUUCCUCAUUCCAAACCUAUACCAUUGUUUGAACCAAACGCCCCCUAAGAGGACAUGACAAAUCCCAUGGGACUGUGACAUUUAAGUGGAUUUGAACACUUUCGAUUCUUACUCCAUUACCAUAGUUGCAGGGAGACGAAUAUGACGACGCACUACAUGACAAAGCAAGGACACCACCAUGACACUCUAUUUUAGCCCUUUUAUUAUUUUGCGUCUCCCUUCUCCUUCAUCAUCCAAAAGGAUGCUUUAGGUAUUCCAAUCAAAAGGACUAACCGCUAACCUAGCCUUUUCUCACCCAAAAAAAAACCUGUAAUUUUAGGGCCUGUUCCAAUUGAUUCACUUAAAACAGUUGAAGUGAUUGGGAUUGAAAUGAAUAGAACUGUUUAUGAGAGAAGAAAAUUAAGAAUCAAUUGAAGUUAAAUUGAAAUGAACUAAAACUAAGCUCAACAGAAAAGAGUUCAUUGACUUUCUUCUCAUAUACAACCCUAACCUUGAAAUUUAGGAAUUCUGGAAAAUUACUGGUUCAAUCUUCCCGCUAAAAAUGUUGUGAAACCCUAGUUUUCUCACCAUCUCUCUUCAAUUCAAACGAUGAAUACAACUUCGAAUUCACCACUUCCAGAUGCAUUCAUCAAAUUCCUCAAUGAUAAUGGAUUAGACCCUUCAAUUUACACUUCCACCGAUUGUCUCCCUCGCUACAUUAGGUUGAAGCCGGGAUGCGAGGCGAAAAUCGGAGAGAUUGAAGAUGAGCUUCAAUGCAAAUUGAAUGAAGUGGGUUGGUUGCCAAGCUUUUAUUCUCUCCCACCUGAUGUUCAGAUUGCCAAUUCAAAGGCUUACCAAGAAGGCAAGGUUUAUGGAAUCGAUGCUGCUUCAGGAGCUGCUGUCCAGGCUUUGAACAUAGCUCCGGGAGACCAUGUUCUUGAUCUAUGUGCUGCUCCAGGUGCAAAACUUUGUAUGAUAUUAGAUAUUCUUGGUGAUUCUGGUUCUGCUACUGGUGUCGAUGUUGCUAGACACCGUCUGGCAGCUUGCAGAACUAUGGUGCAGAAAUAUGCUCUCGGUGAUCGAUGUCGGCUCUUGGUUGCUGAUGGCACAUCAUUCUCUUUGAUUCCCUUCCGAGACUCUGCUGCUUCUAAAUUAUCUAAUGGUUCUACUUUGGAAAAGAAAGUAGAUGUAUUUAAGGAGUGGACUUCUAAGCGGCCUUGGAAGGAAAGGAAACGUGCAGCAAAAGCAAGGGAAGUUAGCCCAUUACAGAUCUUAGAACCAGAACUUAUAUUCUAUGGGAAGCAUUCAGGAGUCAUUGGCUGUACAAGAGAUGAAUUAUACCAGACUGUAAAUGAUGAUGAGCUUUAUGCUUGCGGUUAUGACAAGGUCCUAGUAGAUGCUGAAUGCACUCAUGAUGGAUCAAUCAGGCAUGUUCAGAAAUUUGAAAAUUGGGGCUGGCAAACACUUCAACGCCGUGUGCUAGAUGCAGAGAGAACCGAUGACCUUACAAAUCUCCAAUUUCGACUUCUGUGUAAUGGUUUCCGAUUGCUUAAAGCUGGGGGCUCACUUAUCUACAGCACUUGCAGCUUGACAGUUGCCCAAAAUGAAGAAGUGAUUGAGAGGUUCCUGUUGGAUAAUUCAUCAGCUGAGCUGCAAGAAAUAGAUGGUUUUAACACUUGGCCAUGCAAGAUUGGUCGGGUAGCUAAGACGUUGAGAUUUGAUCCGGUAACAUCCCAAACUAGCGGGUUAUUUGUUGCCAAAUUCACUAAGUUGCCCUUGUGACUGGUGGUUCCUGAAGGUAAACCCUGAGGGUUAAGACAGUCAUAGACAUGUGAUUGGCGUCAUCAAAAGAAUGUGGAAAAUCCCCUGGGAAAUUGGAGAUAUUAUCAUUGAUGCUGUAAUAUAUCUCCUACUUUUACAGUCGGAAUCAAUCAUUGUUCCAGAAUAAGUUAUCCAGGUCACAGAUUUCACGAGCAAGGAACACAUUGCGGUUUCCCUCGCUUGAAAGGAAGAGUUGUGUGUUGGCUCUCCUCUAGGAUUUAAUCUCAGAUAUUAAUUUCCUUACCUCAUCUGAGUCAUACCCCUCCUCCAAAUCAAAAGAAAGUUCCCGAUGAAUCAGUCUGUCUACCAGAUGUCAGUUUACUCAUGGGCCUUCUUGAGAUUGGUGAUUUAUGUAUUUGGCACCGUCAACAACUUUGAUCAAAUGUGUGGGUAAUAGCUGCUAGCUAGUAAGGCUUGGUUGGAACGAUGCUGGGGAUAUUGAAAUGCUGAUGAAGUUACCAGGCAUCAAGCUUACCUCUGCUGUGCUCUAGAUGUUUGGGAUGGAUAACAGGAUACAACCAUCGUAUGUUCCUACAGAACAUUUUCUAGAAACCAGAAACAUGCAAUAUCUUCGCAUUGAAGGUAUACUCUCAAGUAAUGAAUUAUGGGCUGAGAGGCCACUCAUCAACAAAUGUACGUAUUGGUUUGUGUUUUUUUUGUGCUAGAUACUGGUUUUGAAUUUUGAUUGAGGAAAUUCCUGCAAACUGAUUUUUUUUUACUCUUAUUAAUUGAGCAAGUUUGAUGGAGUGUCCUCAAAUAUAACCCACAUUUUUGAAAUUGUAUUGAAUAUAUUGACAUUUUUUAUUUAUUUAUUUAUUUAUUU